Molecule: messenger RNA, 526 nt
Organism: Trichomonas vaginalis G3
Lineage: Eukaryota; Parabasalia; Trichomonadida; Trichomonadidae
Exons: 1
Source: RefSeq, a predicted model, not a curated record
AUGUACGCCGCUCAGAAUAUAACGCCAACAGUUUUGGAUGCCAUGAAUGGAAAUGUUUCCGAAUGGUAUAACGAAUGCGACAAUGCCAUUAGAAGGUCAGAAAUAGUUCCUGGAACUUACGAAUAUACAACUGCUGUUUCUUAUGGAAACGUAGGUGAGUUUGGAGAAGGUUCUUCAACAACAGUAGAUAUUGCAUGCGACAGGUUUCAUAUUAUUUCUAUUGACAACUCAUUCUUAUACGUGGAACAAGACAUUGAAAUAAAACCUUCUGCCAAGUUGUCUGACAAGAAAGGUUGCAAUGGAAUUUUCUAUGUCGGAUACCAAUAUGCUCCAGAAGUUUUCAUGGGAUAUAAGAUAUAUUCUAACUCUGACUUAGUUCAAACAGUAACAUGGGCAAACUAUGAAUGGUUCGCUUUGAGAAACUCAGUACAACCACAAGCUAGAGAACAAACAGACCAGUAUGCAACUAUUGAGAAAAUAAGAAGACUUGACCCUAACGUUCCAGGAGUUUAUGUUGACCUUUCUG